Messenger RNA from Phytomonas sp. Hart1, 355 nucleotides. NCBI's taxonomy places the organism in Eukaryota, Euglenozoa, Kinetoplastea, Trypanosomatida, Trypanosomatidae. The record is from the annotation of a GenBank genome assembly.
UAUUAGUACAGCAAAAAAAAAACGGUUUAGAAUGUUAGGAAAUCGUUUUUACCAAAAAUUUUAUCUCCAGUGUGGCCGCUGUAAGGGAAUUCAGAGGGCUGCGCAGGGGUAUCGACCGAUUCCCAAUCCCAUUCUCUUUGAUUCCGACGAACACUGCCGUAGUUAUCACAACGAACAGCGUCGCGCGAAGGGCUUUAUCGGUAUGCGCGUAUCUUGUCGGUGUGAUGUAUGCCACCAUAUGCAUUCGGAUUGGACGGUGUUAGAUGCACAGAAGUUUAUCGAUAUCAAACUCAAGAUGAGCCCCGAGGAUCGUCAUCGUUUGUUAUGGAAAACAGAAAAUGAUGGGGUACGCUAA